Molecule: messenger RNA, 2232 nt
Organism: Benincasa hispida (wax gourd)
Lineage: Eukaryota; Viridiplantae; Streptophyta; Magnoliopsida; Cucurbitales; Cucurbitaceae
Gene: TIC62
Product: NAD(P)-binding Rossmann-fold superfamily protein
Source: RefSeq, a predicted model, not a curated record
UAUUAGCUGGGUGUGCUUUAUGAAGUUGGGGAUAGAUGAAAAUCCAAAUGGGUGCUUGAAGUUCUUCACAGACUACAAAUGGAACCUUCUUUGGGACCCAUCAUAUCCACAUGCUGUGAAUUGUGGACGAUGCCAUUGCCGCCAAGCUGAGGAACUAGACAAAAAUUCUCUUCAAUGGAGUGUACUUGCAGUUCUCUGCGGUCACCGGCUUUAACCACAGUGCCUUCCUCUUUAUCUAGAACUGGGUUCUCAGAGAAGCCAUUGUUACAUCUGAAAUUAUCGAAUAAGAAGUCAUACCCGCUUGCUGGAAGGCUCAAAUUUCUUCACAUCAGAGCUCAAGCUUCUUCGAGCACAAGCAAUUUUAGCUCAGAGGCAGGUCCCGCAAUUUCAAAGAAGGAAGAUUCGAAAGAUGAGGAUCUUGUAUUUGUUGCUGGUGCUACGGGAAGAGUUGGUUCAAGAACAGUGAGGGAGCUUUUGAAACUUGGAUUCCGCGUAAGAGCCGGUGUAAGGAAUUCUCAGAAAGCAGAAACUCUAGUUGAGAAUGUUAAAAGGAUUAAGCUUGAUGAAGCUGUAGAAAAGCUUGAAACUGUGGUAUGUGACUUGGAGAAACCAAAUCAGAUUGGAUCUGCAAUAGGGAAUGCAUCAAUAGUUAUUUGCUGCAUUGGUGCAAGUGAGAAGGAGAUUUUUGAUAUCACUGGACCUUAUCGAAUUGACUAUCUGGCUACCAAAAACUUGGUUGAAGCAGCAACUGUUGCAAAAGUAAAGCAUUUUGUUCUGCUUACAUCCUUGGGAACCAACAAGAUCGGAUUUCCUGCUGCCAUUCUUAAUUUGUUUUGGGGAGUCCUAUUAUGGAAAAGGAAAGCAGAAGAAGCAUUGAUUGCAAGUGGUCUUCCUUAUACAAUAGUGAGACCUGGAGGCAUGGAGAGGCCAACAGAUACUUUCAAGGAAACUCAUAAUACUACUCUUUCACCAGAAGAUACUUUAUUUGGUGGUCUAGUGUCAAACCUUCAGGUUGCAGAGCUAAUGGCAUGCAUAGCAAAAAAUCCUGGUCUUUCAUACUAUAAAGUGCUAGAAGUAGUUGCUGAGACAACGGCACCAUUGACUCCCCUGGAGGAUCUUCUUAAAAAAAUACCAUCUAAAGUUGCAAAUGCGUUCCCAGAGGAAUAUGGUGCUGCACGAACUGUCGAUCCAUCAUCAAAAAAGCCGAGCAUUGCCAAAGAAAAGGAAUCAGCUGAAGCAAACGUGACAGAACAGCCACCCUCUCAAAUUGUUUCAUCAGAACAGUUGAGCAUCGCAAAGGAGAAGGAAUCAGCUGUAGCAAGUGUUACAAAACAGUCAUCAUCACCCUACAUUGCGUAUGAGGAUUUAAAACCUCCAACAUCUCCUACUCCAGUUGCACCUGUUGGGAAAAUAGAUUUAAAUGUUGUUGAUGGAGUCUCAUCUAGUGGUCAAACUAGUCCAGUAGAGGCGUCAACUGAAAUUGCCGAGGCAAAUGUUGCACCUGCACCUGCUCCAGAAAAAGCAGUGACAUUGAAACCUCUCUCCCCUUAUUUAGCGUAUGAGGAUUUAAAACCUCCAACAUCUCCGACUCCAGAUGCACCUGUUGGGAAAAUAGAUUUAAAUGUUGUUGAUGGAGUCUCAUCUAGUGCUCAAAUUAGUUCAGUAGAGGCGUUAACUGAAAUUGCCGAGGCAAAUGCCACACCUGCACCUGCUCCAGAAAAAGCAGUGACAUUGAAACCUCUCUCCCCUUAUGUAGCAUAUGAAGAUUUAAAGCCUCCUACAUCACCAUCUCCUAGUGCACCUUCCCUAUCAUUUUCUUCAACAUCUCCCUCAAACGGUCCACCUCAACCUGCUACCUCCGCCGCAAAUAGCACAUUGCAGAUUCCAGAGGCAGAAGACUCAAAGAGUGAUUCACAUCUUCCCAAGCCGAAGAAGCAACAACCACUGUCACCUUUUACCAUGUACGAGGAUUUGAAGCCUCCAGCAUCUCCAACGCCCUCUCUUUGAAAAUCUUAAAGAAAGAGCUUUCAGUUUUCUGCUAGUUACAAUCUGGACAGAGACAAACAGUUGAUGAGGGGUGAUAUUACCAGAGUAUAUAUCUUCCUAUGUAAUAAUACCAAUUACCAACCUUGUGUCUGAAGAACAUUUGUUCCUUUUUCCUGUCCAGAUUUCAUGGACGACGACACUAUUGAAUGUGCUUUUGCAACUUCAAAGUUGUUUAUUUUGGCUGUA